UUUAUCUCUAUAUCUAUAUCUAUUCCUCCCUUUCUUUCAGUCUUUCUCUAUUCCUCUUAAGGUCUCCCUCUGUAUCUCUCUCUAUUUCGUUCUCUCUUUUUCUCAGUCUCAGUCUCUCUCUGAGUCUCCCUCUGUAUAUCUCUCUCUCCUUUUCUUUCUUUCUCUUUGUUUGUCUCUCUCUCAGACUCAGUCUCUUUAUUUUCUGUCUGUCUCCCUCUGUAUCUAUAGCUCUCUCCAUUUCUCUCUCUCCAUUUCUCUCUCUCUCUCUCUCUCUCUUUCUUUAGGAGUGGGAGGGGUCAGUAUCUCGCGCUGCUGCUGAUGCUGCUGUAGGGAACCUCGCGCCGCUUUUCUCUCUCUCUCUGAUCCUCGUGCGUGCGUGUGGAUGAAAGCCCGCGCGCGCGUCCGUGAUGCGGGACCGGCCAGUGCGCGAGCCACGACAUAACACAACGACGGACCGCGCGCGCAAGACCCCGGAGCCGCCGCGUGCGUUGCGUUGCGUGAGAUGAGCGCGUGACCCCCGCAGCAUGUCCACGCGGAAGGUCUCGUCCGAGUCGUUUAGCUCCGCGAGCUCGGAGUGCGUGGAGAGCCCUGAGCGCGCGGACUGGCCGGACUGCCCGCUCGCGCUCUGGAACGGACGCAGCCCUGUGCGCGCGGCGCCCCGGCGCAGGAGGCGCGUGAACCUGGACUCACUGGGGGAGAGUCUGAGGAGACUGACAUCACCCACGACACAGACUAUUCAGCAGGCCCUGCAGAGAACUGUGGAAUUCUAUAGACAAAGAAAUGCCAGUAGUGCAGACGGUUCUGGAGAAAAGUGUGUGUUUGAGAAGUGUCCGUUUGUAAACUCACAAUCCGAAGACCAAACUGACAUCUCAGGAAUACUCCAGUACACAGCGGCAAUAGUGGGUGUUGGGUUCCCUACUCUGCGUGAGCGUUUUGGGGAGGAGUUUUUCGGCCUGUGCCUGGAAGAGAAUGAAAGGGUUCUGCGUUCUCUGGGCGGAAACCUACAGGAUUUCUUUAAUGGAUUUGACGCGCUGUUGGAACAUGCUCGGACCUCGUACGGACGCCGGGCGUCCUCGGAGUCGCCCUCUUUCCUGUGCAAAGAAGCUCGUGGGGACAGAGAUGAGGAUAAUAAGGAGGAGGAGAAGGAGGAAGGCAAAAGAACUCUCAUCCUGCACUGCUUCAACCCCGACCCCACGGUGGGCGUGGCCAUGCCGGGCCUGAUCCGGGCGGCUGCUCACCGGAUUUACCAGUCAGAGGUUCAGGUGGAGGAGACCGACCCUAAUUGGCUCUAUGCGGCCAAUGAGGAUGGAGAGCUGUCCGCAGACUCCACCCCCUCUUCAUCUCCGUCCCCGCCCACUUCCUCGCCACCGGCCUGCCUGUCUUUCCUCAUAAGAGAGGUCAGGACAUCCUCGUCAUGCUCCUCUUCCUCACGGCAGCUGUCACGCUCACCUUCGGACUUACGGAUCGGCCUCAGCACGUUCUGCCGGGCGUGUCCGUUCCACCUGGUCAUCGGCCCCAGCAUGGAGGUGCUGCAGGUGGGGGAAGGGCUGAGGCAGGUUGGGGAGGGUCUUAGGAAGCCACACCGGACACUGAGUUUUAGUGACAGCUUCCAGUUGGUUUCUCCCAGGAUUCCAUGCUCUUUCCAGAACAUUCUGCUGCGUCUGGCCACGCCGUUCACCAUCCGCACACGGCCUGACGCGUCCACGCUGGACAGCAAGGAGAAGGUGAUGGAGCUGAAAGGCCAGAUGAUCCAUCUCCCCGAGUCCAACUCCAUAAUGUUCCUGGGCUCACCACGCGUUGAUAGGCUGGAGGAACUAAUGGGGCGGGGCUUACAUCUUUCAGAUAUCCCUAUUCAUGACGCGACCCGUGAUGUCAUCCUGGUAGGUGAGCAGGCCAAGGCUCAGGAUGGCCUGAAGAAGCGCAUGGACAAGCUGAAGGCCACUCUGGAGCGGACGCACCAGGCUCUGGAGGAGGAGAAGCGGCGGACGGUGGAGCUGCUGUACUCCAUCUUCCCGGGGGGCGUGGCCCAGCGACUGUGGCAGGGCCUCCCGGUGCAGGCCAAGAAGUUUGAUGAUGUCACCAUGCUGUUCUCUGACAUCGUGGGCUUCACAGCCGUCUGCGCCCAGUGCACCCCCAUGCAGGUCAUCAGCAUGCUGAACGAGCUGUACACACGCUUCGACUACCAGUGUGGAGUACUGGACGUGUACAAGAUAGAGACAAUAGGGGAUGCGUACUGUGUGGCUGCAGGGCUCCAUAAGAAGUGUGAAAGCCACGCUCGGCCGAUCGCCCUCAUGGCCCUGAAGAUGAUGGAGCUCUCUGAAGAGGUUCUCACGCCAGAUGCCAAACCCAUACAGCUGCGUAUAGGGAUCCACUCAGGCUCAGUUCUGGCAGGGGUUGUUGGGGUGAAGAUGCCACGGUACUGCCUGUUCGGAAACAACGUCACACUGGCCAGCAAGUUUGAGUCCGGCAGCAAACCACGCUGUGUCAAUGUCAGUCCCACCACCUACCAACUCCUGCGAGAUGAUCGGUCCUUCUCUUUCAUCCCUCGAUCGCGCCAGGAGCUUCCUGACAACUUUCCCAAAGAGAUCCAGGGAAUUUGUUACUUCCUGGAGGCGGGCAGGUCCCAUAGCCACGCCCCUCUGACCAGCACUCGCUCCGCCCCCAUCCGAAAGGUGUCCUAUAAUAUUGGGACCAUGUUUCUACGGGAGACCAGCCUCUGAGAUAACACCGCCCACCUACUACUAUAAACCAUGCCUUGCAGGCUAGCGCUGACCUUGGCAACCAGUCGCUCCGCCUCUCGGACACAGCACUCCGCCCCCAGGGGUGAACAUACGAGAAGGACUGGCGGAAGAGACGUGAAUAUUCACAAAUAUUCAAAUGUUACUUUAAAAAGACUUGGAAAUUAUAUAUUUGAAUAAAUAUAUAUAUAAUAUAUAUAUAUUUGCAUAAAGCCUUCUGCUCCACACAACAUGCUCAAUUGUAUUCAAAUACAUACACACACACAAACACAGAAACAAUACAUACCAAUAAUAGUAUUAAUAAUAAUAAUAAUAAUACAGUGCUACACUAAAUAUCUGUGUAUACACACACACAAACACACACACACACGCACAGUUGUCAGUACUGUAGGACAUAGACAGGAUUAACAUACAGAACCUGGUGCCUUCUAAUAAAUGCACAGUGUUAUUCACCCCAGCACCCUCCACCCACCCAGACUGCCCCCCAGGUCAGUUCACAAUCAUGUGACUAGUUCAUGUUGUUGCAGUGUUGUGUACCGAGCUCUAAAAGAGACCCAAGAAAUUCCGCAAACCUUACCACACUCACCAGAAACGUCUCCAUUCACCAGAGACGACUGCAAACUCACUAGAAACGUUUCCAUUCACCAGAGACGACUGCACACUCACUAGAAACGUCUGCAUUAACUAGAGACGUCUGCACACUCACCAGAAAUGUCUGCAUUCACCAGAGACGACUGCACACUCACCAGAAACGUCUGCACACUCACCAGAGACGUCUGCACACUCACCAGACACGACUGCACACUCACCAGAAACGUCUGCACACUCACCAGAAACGUCUGCACACUCACCAGACACGACUGCGUACUCACCAGAAACGUCUGCAUUCACCAGAGACGUCUGCACACUCACCAAAAACUUCUGCAUUCACCAGAGAUGUCUGCUCAUUCACCAGUGACGUCUGCAGACUCACCAGGGAUUCCACGCUCACUAGAAAUAUCUGCAUUCACCAGAGACGUCUGCAUACUCACCAGAAACAUCUGCAUUCACCAGAGAUGUCUGCACACUCACCAGAGAUAUUUACUUUCACAAUAGAUGUCUGAGUCCUCACCAGAGUCAUCUGUGCUCACCAGGUAUGUGUAUGCAGAGAUGUCUGCCAAUUCACUAGUCUUCUGCACUUAACAGAGAUAUCUGCACAUUCACCAGAGAUGUCUGCCUAGUCAACAGUGACGUCUGCCUACUCACCAGAGACAUUUCUGGCCUCUCACCAGGAAUGUAUGCACACUUACCAGGGAUAUCUCCACACUCACCACAUUUGUCCAUUCACAAGAAAUGUCUGCCCACUCACCAGGGAUCUCUGUCCACUUACCAGGGAAGUCUGCCCACUCACCAGGCACAUCUGCCUGCUCACCAGGGAUGUCUGCUCUUUUAACAGAGCUGUCUUUGCUCACCAGAUGUGUGUACAUUCACCAGAGAUGUCUGGCCUCUAACAAGGAAUGUCUGCACAUGACAUUUGCGCACUCACCAGAGAUGUCGGCACCCUCACCAGAGACGUCUGCACCCUCACCAGGGAUGUCUGUGCUCACCAGAGGUAUCCUCUUUCACCAUAUAUGUCUAAAUCCUCACUAGAGAUAUCUGUGCUUGGCAGACAUGUCUAUACUCAGUUCACCAGGGAUGUCGGUCCAGUCAGCAGACUUCUGCAUUCACCAGAGUCUGCUCUCAUCAGAGACAUUUGGUAAUUCAACAGGGACUUCUGAACUCACCAGACAUUUGCACACCUGCUAAAGAUGUCUGCCCUCAUCAGAGGUGUCUGCAUUCACCAGAGACAUCUAGACACUCACCAAGGAUGUCUGCAAACUCACCAGAGAAUUUGCCCACUCCCCAGAGACAUCUGCUAGUUCACAAGAGACCAAGGAUGUGUGCACUCAUCCAAAAUAUCUGCUUUCACCAUAGAUGUCUGAAUAUUCACCAGAGGUGUCUGAACACUCACCAGAUACAUCUUCUUUCCAGUGAUGUCUGCUUUCACCAGAGAUUUUUGAAAACCUACCAGGGAUGUCUGCACUCAGCAGACUUAUGUGCACACUCAUUAGUGAUGUCUACAUUUCCCACAAGUAUCUGCAUUCACCAGAGAUGUCUGCAUGUUCACUAGAGAUUUCUGCACUUUCCAGGUACUUCUACUUCUACUUAAUAAUUAAUGACUUGCAUUCUCCAGAGAUGUUUUCAAGUUUGCCAGGCAAACAUGUACAAUUUCCAGGGAGCUUCUCAAAGGUUAUGGUGAGCUCACAAAAAAAUGUAUUGUCACUGUUUAUGGUGAUCAAAUUAUACAAGUGUGCCAUUUCAUAGAUGUAUUAUUUCAGUUAUAAAGGGAGUUCUGAAAAAUGUUGAGUGCUCAGGAAAAAAUUACAUGAUCAACAGGAAGUACACAAAUACUGGUGAGCUCCGUAAGUUUUCUGGUGAGUGUGCAAAAGAGUAAAUUUCCCAACAUUAAAGCUACAGAAUUUCAUUUUACAUUUCAGGGCUCUGUGUGUGUGAGAGUGUGUGUGUAUUAUAUCUAUAUGUGUGUGUGUGUGUGUGUGUGUGUGUGUGUGUGUGUGUGUGUUCGUGUUCGAGUGUAUAUAAUGUAUGUGUGUGUGUGUAUGUGUGUGUCUCUGUCCACUGUUUGUUGCUGCUGUUAUCUUCUGGAGAUUGAAAUGUCACUUAUCUUACUCUAUCAAGUCACAGCAAGCCAUGACCUGUCAGUCAAACCAGCCAUCCAAUCACACACAGCCAACUGCUGUCAAUCAGAGGUGUUCUUCCAAUCACUCUUAACCUACAAUUGUCAAUCAAACUAGUCCCUAGUCCCGCGCCAAAUCAGAAGCUGUCAAUCAUUUUUCACAUUGCCAAUAAAACCAGGCAUUUGCCUACAGACACA
Molecule: messenger RNA, 5649 nt
Organism: Astyanax mexicanus (Mexican tetra)
Lineage: Eukaryota; Metazoa; Chordata; Actinopteri; Characiformes; Acestrorhamphidae
Gene: gucy1a2
Product: guanylate cyclase 1, soluble, alpha 2
Exons: 9
Coding region: 525-2720 (731 amino acids)
Biological process (GO): cGMP biosynthetic process; response to oxygen levels
Cellular component (GO): guanylate cyclase complex, soluble
Molecular function (GO): heme binding; guanylate cyclase activity
Source: RefSeq, a predicted model, not a curated record